Molecule: messenger RNA, 619 nt
Organism: Guillardia theta CCMP2712
Lineage: Eukaryota; Cryptophyceae; Pyrenomonadales; Geminigeraceae
Exons: 6
Coding region: 206-508 (100 amino acids)
Source: RefSeq, a predicted model, not a curated record
AAGCAGUUUAACGUCCUCGUUCUAGUUUGGUGUGCCACUUGCUGUGGAACUCGCCACUACUGGGCCAUGGCCAGAUGGACCCCUAUUUUGGCGACGAUCAAAUGCCUUGAUAGGAUGGAAUGCAGACCCAAAAGCAUUUGCGUCAUGGGAAGUGAAGUUCGUAGGAUUUCAAGGACGUGUCGUGGAGUUCAAUUUCUCAGUCGUCAUGAGCUGUGAUGCUGAGUGUGAAGGAUUAAGCAUUAGUGUCGGGAGUGUUCUGCUCAACACUCCUUCGCUACAGAAUCUGCAACACUUCGAUCAAAGCAUCGAGGUCCAUGCAACACUUGACCUGCCGAGGACAGGAGGGAUGGACGACUUUAUCGAAGUUUCGGUAGGGAAAAUUGCUUUCAUGUGCCAAGAGGGAGGUGAAGAACGGAGAAGGAUUGUCAUCAUGUUGAAGCAUGAGCUCGGGGAGACCUCGAUGAGUAAGGACUGGUCCUUGCGUGGUGCUGUGCUGUAUGCUCGAUAGCCGUGAGGGCUGGUGAAAUGAGCUAUAUGAUAUUUUGAAACCAAGUGCGGGAGCAUUGAAGGCAUUGUGCAUUAGUCGAUGAUGGUUCAGGAAUAAAUUGCCAACCGUGCA